GGACCCAGCAUCCUCUUCCAGGGCGACCCCAGUCUGAAAGUCGUGUUUGUCCUAACGGGGGGAAAACAAGAGCACAUUCUUGUCCAAGUAUGGAUAAGUACACAGUUUGUGCGUUGGUUAUAGCGCUCGGUGCAUUUGUGCAGUUCAAGAUUGUUUUUACUCAGAAUUCCCGAAACAAUUUGACAGAGAUUCGGCCGAAAGCGGGCCGAUGCCCUCGUCUUCUGAAAGUGGUGCCAUCACGCAAGGGCUGCGCGUGUGAUCAAGACUGCCCUGAGAACCACAAGUGUUGCGUCUUUGACUGUGGAGCUGCCUGCGUCCCUCCUUCUUUAAAUAAACCAGGAGUGUGUCCGCGUCGAAAGUGGGGCUAUGGGCAGUGUGCCGAGUUUUGCUAUGACGACAGUGACUGUCCCAAUGAGGAGAAAUGCUGCUCCAACGGAUGCGGACACGAGUGCACGGUCCCUUACAAAGUGAAGCCGGGCCGUUGCGCUCUGCCCCAAGGAACUCCCAUGUGUGCAGAGUACUGCUACCAUGAUGGUCAAUGUCCAGAGGAGCAGAAAUGCUGCAGGACAACCUGCGGUCACGCCUGCAGUAAGCCCUGCUGAGUUGACUACAAUCAACUUCAUGACAAAAAUACAGAAGGAGACAGGAGAGUGUUUUUUUU
Messenger RNA from Hippocampus comes (tiger tail seahorse), 661 nucleotides. RefSeq names its product whey acidic protein-like. The record is from RefSeq and is a predicted model, not a curated record. The coding region runs from base 90 to 602 and encodes 170 amino acids. Lineage: Eukaryota; Metazoa; Chordata; Actinopteri; Syngnathiformes; Syngnathidae. The transcript is spliced from 4 exons. Gene Ontology annotation, molecular function: serine-type endopeptidase inhibitor activity. Gene Ontology annotation, cellular component: extracellular region. Gene Ontology annotation, biological process: antibacterial humoral response; innate immune response.